GGUGGGCGUAGCCGGUUUGUCGGGUGAGGCGGUGGUGGCGGAAGAGGUCGGUGUUUGAUGGCGUCUGGGGUUUGGAACCUUCUUUAACGCCCCCUCUCUGUUCGGGAACCUUUUCACUGGGGUCACAAUGACAUCUUUUCAAGAGGUCCCGUUGCAGACUUCCAACUUUGCCCAUGUUAUCUUUCAAAAUGUGGCCAAGAGUUACCUUCCCAAUGCACAUCUGGAAUGUCAUUACACCUUAACUCCAUAUAUCCAUCCACAUCCAAAAGAUUGGGUUGGUAUAUUCAAGGUUGGAUGGAGUACUGCUCGUGACUAUUAUACCUUUUUAUGGUCCCCUAUGCCUGAACAUUAUGUAGAUGGAUCAACAGUCAAUUGUGUAUUAGCUUUUCAAGGAUAUUAUCUUCCCAAUGAUGAUGGAGAAUUUUAUCAGUUCUGUUAUGUUACCCAUAAGGGUGAAAUUCGUGGUGCAAGUACACCUUUCCAGUUUCGGGCUUCUUCUCCAGUUGAAGAGUUGCUUACUAUGGAAGAUGAAGGAAAUUCUGAUAUGUUGGUGGUGACCACUAAAGCUGGCCUUCUUGAGUUGAAAAUUGAGAAAACCAUGAAAGAAAAAGAGGAACUGUUGCAGUUAAUUGCUGUUUUGGAGAAAGAAACAACACAACUUCGAGAACAAAUUGGAAGACUGGAAAGAGAACUUAACCAGGAGAAAGAAAAAUGUGACCAAUUGCAAGCAGAGCAGAAGGGCCUUACUGACAUAUCUCAAAGUUUAAAAGUGGAAAAUGAAGAGUUGAAGAAGAGAUACAAUGAUGCUACAUCCAAGACUCUCCAACUUGAGGAAGAUAUUAUGUCAGUGACUCAUAAAGCAAUUGAAAAAGAGACUGAAUUAGACAGUUUAAAGGACAAACUCAGGAAGACACAAUAUGAAAGAGAACAACUUGAAUCUCAGUUGAAGAUGGAAAAGGACGAAAAGGAACUUUAUAAGAUCCAUUUGAAGAAUACAGAAAUAGAAAACACCAAGCUUGUGUCAGAGAUCCAGACUUUAAAGAAUUUAGAUGGGAACAAAGAAGGCAUGAUUACUCAUUUCAAAGAAGAGAUUGGCAGAUUGCAGCUAUGUUUGGCAGAAAAGGAAAGUCUGCAAAGAGCUUUCUUACUUACAGCUUCUAGUAAGGAAGAUACUUUUUUUUUAAAGGAGCAAUUGCGGAAAGCAGAGGAACAGGUGCAGGCAACUCGGCAAGAAGUGGUCUUUCUGGCUAAAGAACUUAGUGAUGCUGUAAAUGUGCGAGAUAAAACAAUGGCAGAUCUACAUACUGCACGCUUGGAAAAUGAGAAAGUGAAAAAGCAGUUAGCAGAUGCAGUGGCAGAACUUAAACUAAAUGCUGUAAAAAAAGACCAGGUAAAGCAGGAAAAGACAGAUACACUGGAACAUGAGCUGAGAAGAGAAGUUGAAGACCUGAAACUUCGUCUUCAGAUGGCAGCAGAUCAUUAUAAAGAAAAAUUCAAGGAAUGUCAGAGACUCCAGAAACAAAUAAAUAAACUUUCAGAGCAACAAGCUGAUAACAACGGUGUCUGCACAAAGAAAAUUGAGAAUCAACACAAAGUGAAUGAUGCCUCAGUAAACAUAGAUCCAGCUACGAGUACCUCUGCGGUAGAUGUAAAGGCCCAACCUUCUGCAGCUGAGGCAGAUUUUGACAUGGUAACAAAGGGGCAAAUCUGUGAAAUGACCAAAGAAAUUGCUGACAAAACAGAAAAGUAUAAUAAGUGCAAACAACUCUUGCAGGAUGAGAAAAUAAAAUGUAACAAAUACGCUGACGAACUUGCGAAAAUGGAGCUGAAAUGGAAAGAACAAGUGAAAAUUGCUGAUAACAUAAAACUAGAACUAGCUGACGUACAGGACAGUUACAGACUUCAGUUGGCAGAGAAAGACAAAGAGAUAAAUGACCUAACUUCACAUUUGGAAAAUCUCUCCAGGGAAAAGGAACUUAUCCUAAGGAGUCUAGAAAAUUCAGUAGAAAGGAAGAUGGAGGGUCAGAAUUCCCAGAGUCCUCAGCAGCUCUCACAGUGUGCGAACACAUGCUCAGAACAAAAUGGUCAUGCUCCUGAAAUACCAAAUAUACAGCCUGUUCUACAAUAUGGUAAUCCUUAUGCAACACAGGAAAUAAGAGAUGGAGCAGAUGGUGCUUUUUACCCAGAUGAAAUCCAAAGGCCACCUGUGAGACUACCUUCUUGGGGACUUGAAGACAAUGUGGUCUGCAGCCAGCCUGCUCGAAACCUUAGUCGGCCUGAUGGUUUAGAAGAUCCUGAGAAUAGUAAAGAAGAUGACAGUGUGCCCUCAGCUCCUUCAAGUCAGCAUUUACGAGGCCAUGGAACAGGCUUUUGCUUUGACUCCAGCUUUGACGUUCACAAGAAGUGUCCCCUCUGUGAAUUAAUGUUCCCGCCUAACUAUGAUCAGAGCAAAUUUGAAGAACAUGUUGAAAGUCAUUGGAAGGUAUGCCCAAUGUGCAGCGAGCAGUUCCCUCCUGACUAUGACCAGCAGGGGUUUGAAAGACAUGUGCAGACCCACUUUGAUCAGAAUGUUUUGAAUUUUGACUAGUUAUUUUUUGACUUACAGCUUAUAACAGCAGUUAAAAAAAAUCACCUCAAAUAGACCACAUGGUGUCACUUUCUUGUACCCUCUACUGCACUUUUCUGACCAAGAGCUAGUUGAGUUUGGGGUCAGUCUUUGACAUCAAAAAUCUGUUAA
Molecule: messenger RNA, 2737 nt
Organism: Condylura cristata (star-nosed mole)
Lineage: Eukaryota; Metazoa; Chordata; Mammalia; Eulipotyphla; Talpidae
Gene: TAX1BP1
Product: Tax1 (human T-cell leukemia virus type I) binding protein 1
Exons: 18
Coding region: 128-2587 (819 amino acids)
Biological process (GO): negative regulation of apoptotic process
Source: RefSeq, a predicted model, not a curated record